UUCUAUCUCUCAGAGUUCAGUUCUAAGUCACACUAUUACUCAAGCCAGCCUCCAGCCGCGAACACGCGCGCUCAUUAAGCUCGGUACUAGUGUUUGCGCCGCGCGCGCAGUUUAGUGCAAGUACUCGUCGCAGCUGGUCAGUUAAUGCAUCUCGCCGUUGCGCUGAAGAGUCGUUGAAGGAUGAGUGUCGUUGAGGAAAUUGUGCGCGCGUUCGACCGAUCGCUGAUCAUUAGCUGCUGGAAGUUUGUCUUUCCGGUGCUGGUGUGCUUUUAUUUGUUCAUAUUUAUCUACGACAAGCGGCGGUAUGGUGGGAAAAGGAAGAGCGCGGACGCUGCACCGCAGGAGGUCGAGGAGAAACUGGACGGCAUUGAAUACGUUGGAGAGGUCGACUCGGACGAUUUUGACCCAACGCCGGUGUUGGAGGAGAAGGAUCACGUGCCGUUUGCCGGUGCAAAGGUUACUUUGGACAGUGAUCCACUGAAGGCCGCCGCCAAGUUCUACGCGAUCGUGAACGAUCGCCGCUCGGUGCGCAAGUACAGCAGCAAACCCGUUGACCUUGCGAUCGUCGAGAAGUGUAUUCACGCGGCCGGAACGAGUCCCAGCGGAGCGCACACGGAACCGUGGACGUUCUGUGUCAUUUCCGAUAAGGACAUUAAAGAGCAAAUCAGGGAGAUAAUUGAAAAUGAAGAGUUUAUCAACUACCAGCAGCGAAUGUCCAAGCAGUGGACCACGGAUUUGCGGCCACUGCGAACGAAUCACGUCAAGGAAUAUCUGACCGAGGCGCCCCAUUUGGUGCUGAUCUUCAAGCAAACUUACGGGAUCAAGGCGGACGGAACGGGAAAGAAGCAGCAUUAUUACAACGAGAUUUCGACAUCGAUUGCGACGGGAAUUUUGCUGUGCGCUCUGCAAGCGGCUGGCCUGAACUCACUCGUAACGACUCCGCUGAACUGUGGACCAGCGCUGCGCAAUCUGUUAGGUCGACCGGUCAACGAAAAGCUGCUGGUUCUGCUUCCCGUUGGUUAUGCCGCGGACGAUUGUAAAGUGCCCGAUUUGAAGCGCAAACCGGUGGAGGAAAUUAUGGUGAAAUAUUGAUUA
This is a messenger RNA of Culex pipiens pallens (northern house mosquito), 1095 nucleotides long. RefSeq names its product iodotyrosine deiodinase (gene Iyd). The transcript has 2 exons. Gene Ontology annotation, molecular function: oxidoreductase activity. The record is from RefSeq and is a predicted model, not a curated record. The coding region runs from base 181 to 1092 and encodes 303 amino acids. Lineage: Eukaryota; Metazoa; Arthropoda; Insecta; Diptera; Culicidae.